Molecule: messenger RNA, 2209 nt
Organism: Prinia subflava (tawny-flanked prinia)
Lineage: Eukaryota; Metazoa; Chordata; Aves; Passeriformes; Cisticolidae
Gene: TEKT3
Product: tektin 3
Exons: 7
Coding region: 146-1636 (496 amino acids)
Biological process (GO): cilium assembly; cilium movement involved in cell motility
Cellular component (GO): sperm flagellum; microtubule cytoskeleton; nucleus
Source: RefSeq, a predicted model, not a curated record
GGAGAUUCAGGGGCUGUGUGGGUGCCCUGGGCAGGGCUGGUCCCAUCACAAGCUGGGUGUUGGUGUAAGAGGUACCAUAGGAACUUUCUGAGAGAGGUUCUCCUCUGCCCCCUUUGUGCAGGACCCGCACCAGCAACAUUGCAGGAUGGAACUCUACGGCUAUCCCUUAAAAGCCAAGUUUAACCAGCCACGGCCGCCACCUCCCAAGGUCCUGCCCACCACCAGCACCAUGUCUGCCACCUGUCUGAACAAGAACCGCACUCCCUAUCAUCCUGAGAGCUUCAGCAUGCCAUGGAUGCCCAACUCCUACUACAAAGCAGCUGCCCUCAACCCCACCUUGUCUCCCCUCACCGAAAGCUUCCCAGGGCUUCCCCCCACCAAGAUAGUUCCUUUCCUUUCUGAGAGACCCAACGGUGUCUUCAGCCGGCACACGCUGGAUGACUGGCACAGGUUCAACAUGACCAACUACAAGGAGUCGGAGACCACACGGCACAACGCAGAGCGCCUGCGGGCCGACCUGAACCGCGCCAUCAAGGACGUGUACCAGCAGGCCAAGAGGAGCCAAGGGGAGAGCACCCAGAACCUGGGAGAGCGCAUCAACGACAUCGAGUACUGGAAGUCCGAGCUCUGCGUCGAGCUGGAUGCCAUGAUCAGGGAGACCAAUUCCUUGGCAGACAUGCAGAAACGGCUGGAGAGAGCCUUGGCCGACACUGAGGGCCCCUUCCAGGUCGCUCACAAGUGUUUGCUCUAUCGGGAGAAGAGGAUGGGCAUCGACCUGGUCAGUGACGACGUGGAGAAACAGCUCAUAGAAGAAAUCAAGAUCAUCAGGUCCUGCCGGGAGAGGUUACAGCAGUGCCUGGACACAGUGAAUGCCCAGCUCAUGUGCAACAAGGAGGCCCGGCAGGAGCUGGAGAAGGACCUGGCUGACAAGCAGUUGGGCCACCACAUCGACAGCAAGUGCUACCAGAUGAAGGACACCUCCAGAGGCCUCCACUUCUUCAAGGGCGUGGAGAGGAUUGAUGCCACGGUCUCGGUGCCGGAGACGUGGGCCAGGUUCACAGACAACAACAUCUUCCGCUCGCAGAGUGCGCGCGCCGCCUCGGCCAAGCUGCGCGCCAGCACCGAGAGCCUCCUCAUGGGCACGGCCGACGAGAUGUGGCGCCAGUUCAGCAAGGUCAACGACGCCUUCACCAGCCGCAUCACCGAGAUCGCCAACGCCAAGAGCAAGAUCCAGACACACCUGGCCAAGACACGGCAGGAAAUCUUCCAGAUCGAGACAAAGAUCCAAGUCAUCCAGAAGACCAUAAGGGACAAGGAGGUUCAGCUGAAGGUGGCCCAGACCCGGCUGGAUGAGCGCACCAGGAGACCGAACGUGGAGUUGUGCCGGGAUGCUGCCCAGCUCCGCCUUGUCCAAGAGGUCAAUGAGAUCAAUGAGACGCUGCGGAACCUGCACCAGUGCCUGCGCGCCUCCGAGGACAUGCUGCAGAUGCUGGUGCGCUCCAAGGGCGUCCUGGAGCACGACCUGGUGAUCAAGAACAACUCCCUGUUCAUCGACCAGGAGCGCUGCAUGGGGAUGCGCAAGAGCUACCCCAGCACCGUGCAGAUCCUGGGCUAUGUCUCAGCAGGACUCACCUGAGCGCUCAGCGUCCACAGCGGGACACAUCCCCACUUUUCCUCAGCUUCUUUGCAAAUACAUUUGUUGCAAUUUCACACAUUUCCUAGGAUUUCAUUUCCUGGUGUAAACUCUGGGUAGAAAUUAAAUGAGUGUUUUGUUUGUUGGGUUACCAGGAUGCUCCUUUUCCUUUAUAUUUUCUCUUUCACCAUGUGCCAAGAAGGAGCUGAAAAUAUCCUGUAUGUCACCAAAUCCACCCACAGGGAUCCAUCCCUACCCUUCUAGUCUGUGUUUUCAGGAGAAAAACUGUCGCAUCUUCCUCCUUUUGAGUGUGUGUGAUGUGGAAGAGGUACAAGGGGAAGUAAAGCCACUUGUUAGAAUAAUGAGCUGCUGACAUCCAGGAUAGAUUUUUAAUGGUGCAGCAAAAGAAACACAAACUGUCCCGGAAAGAGUUGCAGUUUGUGCAGUUCCUAAAAUAGAAAAAUGUGCAUUUUAAGCUGAUUUCUAAUGAUAAUCAUCUUGCUUUUGAAAAAUGUUAAACACCAUAAAAAAUGUGAAUGCUGGGUCUUGAAAAGAGGAAGUAGAUUCAACUUGGAG